UCCUGAGCGUAAACGAUCUUCGGCACAAUCAUGGCAGCGCGCAUGUGAAUGUCAUGCCAUUCUAACACACGUCGUGAAUUAGUUAACGUGUGAGUGCUAUUGGGGAAUCGUUAAAGCUGGAUGGUGCAUUACAUCUUGUGGUAUUGUACUUUCUAUAACAUCAGACAGAUAAGGACCGGAAACUGUUAUUUUUGUCAUUAACUGACCAGCGUUAGCAUUGUAGCUGAGCAGUCAGCAGCUUCACAGUAAUCAUGAUGGAUCCCGAUCAGCAACUGAGAAAUCUCAAGGAUUUCCUCCUAGUUUACAACCGCAUGACUGAAAUCUGCUUCCAGCGAUGCACCAGCAACUUUAACUACAGAAACCUCACCAUGGACGAGGAGCGCUGUGUGGACAGCUGUGCUGGGAAGCUUAUUCGCUCGAAUCACCGCCUGAUGGGCACCUACGUGCAGCUAAUGCCCCGGAUGAUGCAGCGGCGAAUGGAUGAGAUGGAGACCAAGGCUGCAGAAAAUGCCAAGGCAGCAGAGGCUGCUGCUUUAGCAUCUGUUGGGCCAGUUGCCACAGAGGCCUCGCCAGCGUCUGAAACCCCUAUCGCCCUAUCUCCACCCCUGCAAGCACCUCCACUGACUGAUGUCUCACCAGAAGCCUUUGGCUCAGUAUUCAAGCCAGUAGGAGCAGAUAUUCCAGUUGGGUUUGACGCUGUCAUGCCUGCAUCCACAGCAGCAACGGGAGUCAAAAUGUCAGCUGCUGCACCUUUCACACCUGCGACCGAAGCAGUGAAUCUGUCAGUGCUUAAUGAAGCUGGCAGUGGACCCUCAUACACAGCAGGACUUUCUCAGUCAUUUGUAGCUGGUGCUCAAAUUGAGUCUGGGAACUCAGCACCGGCUUUUACGCCAUCUCUACCCACAUCCAUAUCAGUAGAUGUUCCUGUGGCAACUGUAGCUGCACCUGCAGUGUCUAUAUCCUCAGAGAGUAGACCUCUGUCAGUCCUAGUGAAAGCCCCAGAGGUUCCCCCACCAUCAGGACAGUAACGAUGCCCUUUGGGUUUGUGUCAGGAGGUCAAACUGUUAGUGAUAUGUCCCAAAUUCCAACAUAUACCCAUCAGAACCAUAUCUGAUGAUAACAUUAUGAUCUGAUCUCAAAAAGAAAAUAUAAUGACUAGAUCAGCAUAACACAUAAUAUAUGAUAAAUGUUUGUAUUUGAAUUCUUCUCAUAUGUUUCUGGCUCAUGUGAAAAAUAUGAGCAUGUUCAGCUUUAGUUUCUGUCUUCUUGUUUUUUGCUUCACCAAAUUAGCAACUCUAAGGCCUCAAAUUAGAGUCUGUCUACUUCUGAUGGAAAUAAAACCACUUUAUCACGUUCCUUUUUUACUUAACAAAUUCAAUGAUCGUGUUUAUCUGUAGUCCAGUGCCCCGUGAUCUCCCCAUCAUUAGUUAUUUAUAUAUUAUAGUCAUUUCUGACUCAGUUUUAAAAAAUACAAGAUUCAACAUGCAGACACUGAAAUUCUUGAUCUACUGAACAUGUUUUGUUUGGUAAAAAAAAAAAAAGCCAGAACAGGUGUAUAUGAAGUCAUGUGUGGGUGAAAUGGAAGAUGCAAAGGAUUUUAGUGAUGGCAGCCUCUUACAGGUCAAAACUUUAGAAGCCUCUGAUUCUGAACAUUCAGGCGAGCUCAGGCAAAGGAACACUCAAACACACUGAUUACUGAUCAUUUUCAAUAUUUGUACUUAAAGGUUCCUUUAUUGUGAAUUCUACAUUGCAAACCUCUUGCAGUUGUUUGAAAACACAAUAGGGCCCUGGCCCUUUACUGCAGGAUGUAUUAACUAAGACUUAGGUUGAGGUGUCUGCAACAUGCUCUCACUGGAUAGAUGCAAAUCCAACACAAGACCUUUAUAACUUCAUCUCCUCUUUCUCCUCCCAUCAUUUAAAUCUCUUUGCAACCAAGUACCUAUAUAUGUACCACAUAACAGUUUUCCCCCAAUGGCGUAAUUCUUCAUCCACUAAGAUGAUGACAUCAUAUAUCAAACUAACUGUGAUCCAAUUUAAGUGACAGUAAAGGGUUGUAGAGUAAAUUAAGUAUUAUUCAAAUAAAAAUAUGUAUUACAAUGUUUAGUGUGGCACAUUUGAAAGGAAGCAUUUCAACACUUUAUUUAAAUCAUUGACGUUCAGUCUUGAGGUUUGGUAUUUUACUGUUAUUAGCUGGCAAAGCAAGGUGUUUAUAUAAUUAGAGUAAGACCAGUUGUAAUCAAACACAAAGCAUUAUUGGAAGCAUAGGCUAUUGUUGAUACAACGUAGUGGACCAAUGCAUAGCAAAACUUAAUUCUGUCAGAUGUUCUGAUUAUUUUGAAUGACAUCUUAGUUAUUACGCUAUCACGAAUCUGCUUGUGAAGAAAACAAAGAAUACAAUUGGUUCUAUCAAUUUCCCUUAACCACAUCCCUGUCGUUGUGACUUUGGUGGUGUUUCAAUUGUCCAUGCUUUUGAAAAUAAAUGAUGUGACCCAUUUAGGAACAAAAGCGUAAUGAUGCUACAUUAAAAAUAUGUUUAUACAAUUUC
This is a messenger RNA of Labrus mixtus (cuckoo wrasse), 2545 nucleotides long. It is a transcript of the gene timm10b, whose product is annotated as translocase of inner mitochondrial membrane 10 homolog B (yeast). NCBI's taxonomy places the organism in Eukaryota, Metazoa, Chordata, Actinopteri, Labriformes, Labridae. The transcript has 3 exons. The record is from RefSeq and is a predicted model, not a curated record. Gene Ontology annotation, cellular component: mitochondrial intermembrane space chaperone complex. Bases 252 to 1028 code for a protein of 258 amino acids.